AUGCGGAGAGGAUGGAACAGUUUUUCGUCGCGAACGAGACUCAAAUCAGAGGCCAUACAGAAGAAGUUGUUGUCCGAAGCGAAGUUAGAUUUCGAUGGAGCAGUCAGAAUAGCCACAGCAAUGGAAAUUGCCGAUAAGGAUACUCAAUCAUUCGCAGGAAAUACAGAGUCGGUUCACUUCAUGAAUUCGAAACCUGGACAGAGAGGAAAACCAACAUCAGCAGGACCUAAGAAGCCAGGAUAUCGCGGUGGAGAGAAGCACUAUUUGGAUGCUGGUAAACACAGAAACACUAUUAAAUGCUACAAAUGUGGGAAACCUGGAUAUAUAGCUAAACAUUGUAAAGUCCAGGGAAAAUUUUAUUUGAAACAAGAUAAGACUACCCAUUAUGUACAGGACAGUGAAUAUUCUCUUGAUGAGGAGGAGGAUCUGUCAAUUUAUUCCGUACACAGCACAAGCGAGGUCGACAAAGACAAGAGCUACUCAAUUGGACUGAGUAUCAACGGGUCAAUAGUACAAUUUCAGUUAGAUACAGGGAGUGCUCGUACAAUCAUGAAUGAACACACUUAUCAGAAAAUGCUUACCGGUUGUAAGCUAAAGAAAUCGACAAUCGUGCUAAGAUCGUACACGAAGGAGAUAAUUCCCAUUCUUGGUGAAUGUAGUGUGACUGUUGUAUAUGGAGAGCAGCAUCUGACGAAUAUGUCUGUGCUAGUCAUAAAAGGGAGUCAGCCGUGCUUGCUGGGAAGAGACUGGUUAUCAAAAAUUCAGAUGGACUGGAAGGAAAUUUUCAUGGUGACGAAGGACAGAAUUGAACACUUGACAAAGGAGUAUGCUGAUCUGUUUGAGGAGAACCAAAAUCCAAUCAAGCAUUUCAAUGCAAGCAUAAAACUGAAGGAGGGAUGCUCACCAAUAUUUUGCAAGGCAAGACCUGUGCCUUAUGCUUUAAGAGACAAAGUUGAAGGAGAGCUCAAGAAACUACAGGAGAAAGGAGUUAUCUAUCCAGUCAAACACAGUGAAUGGGCUGCCCCCAUUGUCGUUGUGCCAAAGGCGGACAAGUCGGUGCGUUUAUGUGGAGAUUACAAAGUGACUGUCAACCGAGUGAUCAGUGAAGAGCAGUACCCUCUACCAAACACUGAUGACAUGUUUGUGUCCCUUGCGGGAGGUCAGAAGUUCACAAAACUGGACUUAAGACAGGCAUACUCACAGGUGGAGCUGGAGAGUGACUCAGAGGAGUACCUUACAAUAAACACGCAUCAUGGACUAUUUCGCUACCGAAGACUUGCGUAUGGAGUAAGCUCCGCUAGCGCCAUAUUUCAGGCAAUUAUGGACAAGAUCCUGUCAGGACUACCACAAGUAGUGUGUCGAAUUGAUGACAUUUUGAUCACAGCCCCCGAUGAUGAAACUCAUUUUAAGACUGUUAAGGAGGUAUUUCAUCGCUUGCGCCAGUACAACAUGACACUGCGGCAGGACAAGUGCAUCUUCAUGGCGGAUCAGGCCGUGUACAUGGGAUUCAUGGUGGACAAACACGGGAUACAUCCCACAGAUGAGAAGAUUGCUGUAAUUCGUGAUGCUCCUAGACCAACAAAUGUGAAAGAACUAAAGGCUUACCUGGGUUUGCUGAAUUACUAUGGUUCAUUUCUGCAGAAUCUGAGUACUGUAUUGCAUCCUUUACAUCACCUGUUGAAAAAGGGAGAGCAGUGCACGUGGACAGAUGAAUGUGAAAGCAGCUUUGAAGCAAGCAAGCAGAUGAUUACAAAGGGCAAGUUACUGGUAUUCUACGACAUGAAAAAAACCCUGCGGUUAGCUUGCGACUCAUCAGCAUAUGGAGUUGGAGCUGUAGUCUCGCAUUUGAUGGAGGAUGGCUCAGAGAGGCCAAUCGCCUUUGCUUCUCGUACUUUAAGUACCAGCGAGAGGAACUAUGCUCAACUGGAGAAAGAAGCAUUGUCAUUGAUCUUUGGUGUGAAGAAGUUCCACAAGUAUCUGUACGGCAGAACUUUUACCCUCAUCACAGACCACAAACCAUUGGUAACUAUCUUUGGACCCAAAAAUGGUAUACCUACCUUAGCCGCAGCCAGGAUGCAGAGAUGGGCACUAAUUCUCUCAGGAUAUCAAUAUCAGAUUGUAUAUCGUCCAUCUCAGGAAAAUGGAAAUUGUGAUUCACUAUCCAGAUUGCCAGUAGAGGGGAAUUUCGGUACAGAAGAAUAUGAGGAUGUCUACUGCACAGGGCUGGACAACACAGAGCUACCCAUAUGUAACACAGACAUUGCUCGUGCAACAAAGGUGGAUCCUCUUUUAGCCCGGGUAUUUGAACUUACCUUGAACGGCUGGACAAGUCAGGUUAACGAUCCAGAACUUCAACCUUUCUUUGAGCGCAGGAGCAGUUUGAGUAUAGAACAAGGGAUUAUCCUUUGGGGAAUCCGAGUGGUAAUUCCUAUGGCACUGCGUAAACGGAUCAUGGAGAAGCUUCAUGAAGAGCACCUUGGUAUGUGCAGGAUGAAGGCUCUUGCACGAGGAUAUGUAUGGUGGCCAAACUUAGACAGAAACAUUGAGGAGGACAGUGCAGGCAUGUCCGUCAUUUAUUCAAAGUGGUUGGAAGUCAUUCCAGUGAGAUCAACCACCAGUGCUAACACUAUUGACAAACUCCGGAUGCUGUUUGCGUCAACCGGAUUACCAGAGGAGAUAGUGAGUGACAAUGGACCACAGUUCACGUACCAUGAAUUUCGUGACUUUACACGUCAAAAUGGUAUAAAACAUACCCUCGUUCCACCGUACCACCCGCAAUCCAAUGGAUUUGCUGAGCGAGGAGUACAGAUAGUGAAGAAGGCCCUGAAAAGUAAAGAUGUUGAGGGACGACAACAAUCGCUAGAGCAUCGAUUAGCGAACUUCCUAUUAAAGUAUAGAGUUACUCCCCACACAACUACUGGUGUGUCACCCUCUGAGCUAUUUCUGAAGAGGCAACUUAGAACGCGUCUCACACUGGUGAAGCCUGACAUCGGAAAGAGUGUUGAGAAAAGCCAGCAGCGGAUGAAAGACUUUCAUGAUCGAGGCAAGGUGAAGGUCAGACAGUUUGAAGAAGGAGAUCAAGUGCAAGUGAAGACUACAAUUCAGCCUGGGAAAUGGAAGUGGCUACCUGGAACAGUAAACAAAGUUUAUGGUCCACUUACUUACCUAGUCCAAGUCGGAAAUCGCAAAAGAUUUUGUCACCUUGACCACUUGCUAGCUUGCAAUGCUAAACUUCCACAAGCGUUGCCGCCCCUGAGCGACUUUUCAUUGAAGGAGCCGACCAGACCUACAGUGGAUCUACCAGAGGAAGUGGAUCUCCCGAAUGCAGAACCUUCUAAGGAAGCAGGAUGUUCCCCACCAUCUAGUAAAACGUCGAAGACACCGUCUACCACCAGUCGAGUGAUGUCAUCCAGGGCGGCGAACCAGUCAAUGAGCAUACCCUCACCACGGCCCAUGCGUGAACGCAAACCCGUCCGUAGGCUCAUUGAGGAAAUCUGA
This is a messenger RNA of Magallana angulata, 3498 nucleotides long. RefSeq lists its product as uncharacterized. Gene Ontology annotation, biological process: DNA integration. The transcript has 3 exons. The record is from RefSeq and is a predicted model, not a curated record. Bases 1 to 3498 code for a protein of 1165 amino acids. NCBI's taxonomy places the organism in Eukaryota, Metazoa, Mollusca, Bivalvia, Ostreida, Ostreidae. Gene Ontology annotation, molecular function: zinc ion binding; nucleic acid binding.